Vitis vinifera (wine grape) is the source of this 1132-nucleotide messenger RNA. Its product is annotated as tetraketide alpha-pyrone reductase 1. Gene Ontology annotation, molecular function: oxidoreductase activity, acting on the CH-OH group of donors, NAD or NADP as acceptor. The transcript has 6 exons. The record is from RefSeq and is a predicted model, not a curated record. Bases 72 to 1043 code for a protein of 323 amino acids. NCBI's taxonomy places the organism in Eukaryota, Viridiplantae, Streptophyta, Magnoliopsida, Vitales, Vitaceae.
UGGACUAAGUGUAGGAGAGGAGAGGUGCAGCAGCUUAUCUUCUUCUUCUUCUUCUUGAGCAAGGAAAAUUAAUGGAUCAAAAGAUGGUCGUCUGUGUAACGGGGGCAUCUGGGUUUCUGGCUUCUUGGCUGGUUAAGAGGCUUCUCUUGUCUGGGUAUCAUGUCACUGGAACAGUUAGAGAUCCAGGAAAUGACAAGAAGCUGGCACAUCUGUGGAGGCUGGAGGGAGCAAGGGAGAGGCUCACAUUGGUGAGGGCUGAUUUAAUGGAGGAGGGCAGUUUUGACAAGGCAAUUAUGGGGUGCCAUGGUGUCUUCCACACUGCUUCACCAGUAAUGGGAUCUGCUGCUGAUCCAAAGGCAGAGAUCCUGGUACCUGCUGUUGAAGGCACAUUAAAUGUUCUUCGUUCAUGUAAGAAGAACCCAUCUCUAAGGCGUGUAGUACUGACUUCAUCCUCUUCCGCUGCGAGGGUAAGAGAUGAUUUUGACCCGAAAAUACCUUUGGACGAGUCCUCCUGGAGCUCUGUGGAACUUUGUGAGAGCCUCCAGAUAUGGUAUGCUCUAUCAAAAGUCCUAGCUGAGAAGGCAGCAUGGGAAUUCUGCAAGGAGAACGGAAUCGAUUUGGUGACUGUUCUUCCCUCAUUUGUCAUUGGACCUAGCCUGCCACCUGAUUUGUGUUCUACUGCAUCUGAUGUUCUUGGCUUGCUUAAAGGGGAGACUGAGAAAUUCAAAUGGAAUGGAAGGAUGGGAUAUGUUCACAUUGAUGAUGUUGCACUCUGCCACAUCCUUGUUUAUGAGCAUGAAAAUGCCCAUGGACGAUACCUUUGUAACUCAGCUGUGGUAGACAAUAAUGUGUUAGCCUCCUUGCUGUCGGCUCGCUAUCCAUCCUUGCCUGUCCCAAAGAGGUUUGAUGCCUUGGACAGACCAUACUAUGAGUUCAACACUUCAAAGUUGCAGAGCUUGGGGUUCAAGUUCAAGUCCAUCCAGGAGAUGUUUGAUGACUGCGUUGCCUCUUUGGUGGAGAAAGGCCAUCUGGGUCAAGUCUAAUUUGAUGAGAUGGAUAAUUUCUGUAAGGAAUUUACAUUGCUGUAAACAGCCUUUCUAUGAGAACGACAGCAAAAGAGAAAAUUAUCCUA